This is a messenger RNA of Neoarthrinium moseri, 1632 nucleotides long. RefSeq lists its product as uncharacterized. Lineage: Eukaryota; Fungi; Ascomycota; Sordariomycetes; Amphisphaeriales; Apiosporaceae. The transcript has 3 exons. Bases 1 to 1632 code for a protein of 543 amino acids. The record is from RefSeq and is a predicted model, not a curated record.
AUGUCGGCUCGACAAGUUCCAGGCCCCUUCGGAGUUGAAAAAGCGCAGGUAACCCGACUCGAAGACCUGGCUCUACAGCAUUUCCCCGGUUGGCUACGGUCUGAACGCAACAGAACAACGUCGAACUUUGUAUGGCAAUAUGGAUGCGACAUCCAAAACAAGAACAAACGCAGAUGGGUCUGUCAACUCUGUUUGGCAUGCACCCGAUCAAAAGUGGUCUAUUACGAUGCGGAGGGCCUUCAGAAUGUAAAGGACCAUCUUUUCAAAGACCACGGGAUUUGUGCUCCUCAUGGACAGAAAGCCGAUGACGCCGAGAAGCGGGCAAUCCAGAACAUGGUGAAGAAGCGGACCAUCACUGAGGCUUUUGGGCUCGAUCCCAAUAAAUCACAUGAACAGAAGAUUGCUGAUACCGUUAUCAGAAGUUUUGACAAACGUAUCAUCCAAGAGUUUGAUCGUCAUAAAGACCACGUCCGUCAGGUCCUACAGAAGGCGCCGGGUCUGAUACACAUCUCCUUUGAUGGCUGGACGGCCCGGAACCAGCUUGGGCUCUACGGGAUUGCCUGCUUCUUCCGAGAUGAGCGCAGUAGACCUUGCAAGAUCGUUCUGGCGAUCCCCGAAGCAGUCCGCCACACAGGUAGCUGCAUCGGCGCCGAGGUCCUCGACAUCAUUGAUGUCUUUGGGAUUAAGCACAAGACGGGAUAUUUCACGCUGGACAACGCAGCAUCUAACGACGUAGCAGCCGAGGUCAUUGGAGCUGAAUUGGGCUUUGAUGGACGGCUACGUAGAGGACGAUGCAUCGGUCAUACCAUCAACUUGUCUGCAAAGGCCCUACUAUUUGGCAAGACGGAUGAUGCUGCGUUUGAACAGCAGUUAUCGGGCGCUGAAGCGUUGAAUGAGGUUGAUUGGAAACUUGGGCUAUCCAAGGGCCCUGUGGGAAAACUUCAUAACCUGGUGGUUGAAGUCAGGAGCUCGAAUCGAAUCUGGAGUCUAUUGAAGGAGAUCCAACAACAGGAUGAGAUCGACCAAGCGAUAUCUAGCCCGGCCAAGGCUCAGCAGAAAAGGCCUCUGAAGCUUGUGGCCGACAACCUAACACGCUGGCUUUCACAGCUGUAUAUGAUUCGUAGAGCUCUCAAGUUGAAGAACGCUCUACGGAUCCUGGUGGUAAGGUUCAAAGCACAAUGGGAAGACGAGAAUAGGUCGAAACGUAGCCUCGAGACCCCGCCAGCUGCGAAGACAAGGAUGCCGAAACUCCUUCGCGAAGAGUCGCGCUUGACUGAUACCGAUUGGGAUUCGCUGGAGCAACUCGAGCGUAUCUUGACCGUCUAUGAGACGGUCGUCAAAGUUCUCGAAGGGGACGGACAGCUACGAAAUAGGCAACGAGGAUGGGUCGGCUCAUAUGGCAAUGUAUGGGACGUUGUACAAGGCUUCGAGACCCUACUAGAGACUCUGGAGCGUUAUAAGUCAAUGGCAGCGAACCUACCCAAUUCAGAGCAGUUCAGGAUAGGCAUCAAUAACGCCUGGUCUAAACUUCACGAAUAUUACAAGAAACUGGAUGAGACGCCGAUAUACUACGCAGCCUUGGCACUCCACCCAGCCUAUCGUUGGGACUAUUUCGAGACAAUGGUCGGCUGA